This is a messenger RNA of Phlebotomus argentipes, 2731 nucleotides long. RefSeq names its product poly(A) polymerase type 3 (gene hrg). Gene Ontology annotation, cellular component: nucleus. Lineage: Eukaryota; Metazoa; Arthropoda; Insecta; Diptera; Psychodidae. The coding region runs from base 358 to 2196 and encodes 612 amino acids. The transcript is spliced from 6 exons. The record is from RefSeq and is a predicted model, not a curated record. Gene Ontology annotation, molecular function: RNA binding; poly(A) RNA polymerase activity.
UGUCUUGCGGAUCAUAACAGUUGCAGAGUGACUUGCGAAUGGGCUGGUUUGGUGGCGGCCAGAAGGAUUCGGUGCAAUGUUUGAGUCCCAUUUGUGUUCACAAUCACGUCCAAGUGUAUAAAGAGUGAGGAUUUGGCGACACAGAGCGCAAUUGAGUGGCACAAGUGACUGCAGAGCGCGCCCCUUGAGAAGUGCGUCGAAGCGAAACACAACCAUUGUCACGAGAGUCGCGAACAAAGCAGUUUCUCCGCUUUAUGAGGCUUCCGUCCUGCUCGCGCCACCCUUAGGAGCACCCACGACGCCCCCGGACAUAUUUGCAGUGCAUCUCAGGAACAAACGAGGUUUCGUGUGGCCAGAAUGUGGAGCUCGCAGAGCAGAUCGUCGGAGAAGGGCAAGGAGAACGGCAGCCCGCCAGUGAAGACGUUCGGAAUGACGUCGGCCAUCAGCAUGGCUGGUCCGAAGCCGGAGGAUCACGAUCUGACGAAGGAGCUGGAGAGCACACUUCAGCCGUACAAUGUGUUCGAGUCGGAGGCGGAGCUGAACCACCGCAUGGAGAUCCUGGCGAAGCUCAACACGCUCGUGAAGCAGUGGGUGCGCGACGUGUCCAUUGCGAAGAACAUGCCGGAGCAGAUGGCCGAGAAGCUGGGCGGCAAGAUCUACACAUUCGGCUCCUAUCGACUGGGCGUGCAUCACAAGGGCGCGGAUAUCGAUGCGCUGUGCGUGGCGCCGCGCAAUAUUGACCGCAAUGACUACUUCACGUCCUUUCUGGAUGUGCUGAAGCAGAUGCCGGAGGUGACAGAGUGCCGUGCUGUGGAGGAAGCCUAUGUGCCGGUGAUCAAGAUGAAUUUCGACGGCAUUGAGAUCGAUCUGCUGUUCGCCAGACUCACGCUCAAGGAGAUUCCGGACAAUUUCGAUCUACGCGACGACAUGCUGCUGAAGAAUCUCAAUCCGAAGUGUGUGCGGAGUUUGAACGGAUGCCGAGUAACGGAUGAGAUUUUGCGCCUUGUGCCCAAUAUUGAGAACUUCAGACUGGCGCUGCGCGCGAUCAAGCUCUGGGCGAAGCGCCACGGAAUCUACUCUAAUUCACUGGGCUUCUUCGGUGGUGUAUCAUGGGCAAUGCUAGUGGCCAGAACGUGUCAGCUGUAUCCCAAUGCCAUCGCGUCGACGCUCGUGCAUAAGUUUUUCAUGGUGUUUUCGCGCUGGAAGUGGCCACACCCGAUUCUGCUGAAGCAGCCGGACAACGUCAAUCUCGGCUUCCUCGUGUGGGAUCCGCGCGUAAACUCUGCCGAUCGCUAUCACCUGAUGCCCAUCAUCACGCCGGCAUAUCCGCAGCAGAACUCCACGUACAACGUGUCGAUUUCUACGAAGAAGAUCAUCUGCAAUGAGUUCGAGCGCGGCAUGAAGAUCAUGGAUGAGAUUGUGCAGGGCAAGCUGACGUGGAAGGCGCUGUUCGAGGCACCGAGCUUCUUUUUCCAGUAUCGCCACUUCAUUGUGCUGCUGGUGAGCUCACAGAGUGCCGACGAUCAUCUGGAGUGGUGUGGACUCGUGGAGUCCAAGGUGCGCUGCCUCGUGCUGAAUCUGGAGCGCAAUGUGUUCAUCUCGCACGCUCAGGUCAAUCCCAAGUGCUUCGACCAGGAGCCGUCCAAGGCAUCGUCGCCACACUGCUCAAUGUGGUUCAUCGGCCUGGAGUUCCAGCGCACGGAAAAUCUCAACGUUGAUCUCACGGAGAGCAUACAGACAUUCACGGAUCACAUCCACAAACACGGGCUCAACAUUAAGAUGCUGAAGGAGGGCAUGAAAAUUGAGGCGAGACAUGUGAAGAAGAAGCAGUUGAAUCAGUAUUUGGAUCCGGAGUUCCUUCGGCGCGAGCGCAAGCACACGGAGAUGAUGGAGAAUCUGAUGCCGGCAUCGCUGUCCAAGAAGCGCUCUGCCAACAGCGAAGAGACGAUGACAUCGUCGCAGCCCGGGACGCCGCAGGACACGAAGAGGAUGAGGUUAUCAGAAACCUUCGACGACAGCCCGAGGACGACGCCCAACACGUCUGUCAACGUGAUCGUGGACGGCGACUUGGGGGAUGGACAGGAGUCGGCGGAGGGGUGCAAUAGCGGCGGCGCGGACGCGGGCAAGGAGGAGGCGGAGGAGCAGCAGAAGGGCGACGCGCCGCCCGCGCAGACGGCAGAGGUGAUGUGCUCGUGACAGGGAUGAUUGGAGCAUGAGACUGAUCCUGGUGGAGUCACAGUGUUCACUUGAGAUUCCAUGUGACCUCCGAAGACUCUCCCGUCAAGUGAAUGGCCGUAUGCGCUGCCCAGGAUUUGCGAUGGUACAGCGAACGUCAGACAGACAGAUUUAUAUCAAAAAACCCCCCAGAUUUAUGAUGGACUUUGAGGCGUUGAAGAGGGCUUUAGACAGAGAGAGGUAUUAAGCUGUAAGGCUCAAUUGAGGCGAUUAAGGAGUGACAAGAGCAGAGAAAGAGAAAGGAAUUUUAUACGCUGUCAUGGAUUUACUAAUUCCGCUGCAGUCCGUUUGUAAAUACGCGCGCCCAGAGGUGAAGAGAGAAGGAUGAGAACCACACAAUUUCUGUCCGCACUUUCUUUGGCAGGAUCUUCGCUGUGUAGAUGUAAUUGAAUAACUUUCCAUUUAUUGUCAGGACCUUUUUCACUUUGUAAAAUUCGAUGUAUGAAUGAUUUAGUUUUCAAUAAAGAUCUACCGCGUCAUAAAAAAAGUAGGUUUC